Messenger RNA from Cornus florida, 669 nucleotides. RefSeq names its product UDP-glycosyltransferase 75C1-like. The transcript has a single exon. The record is from RefSeq and is a predicted model, not a curated record. Bases 1 to 669 code for a protein of 222 amino acids. NCBI's taxonomy places the organism in Eukaryota, Viridiplantae, Streptophyta, Magnoliopsida, Cornales, Cornaceae.
AUGGGUGUUAAGGUCACCAUUAUCAUAAGUCUCUCUGCCCACCGUCGCAUCACCAAAUCCAACAGCAUAAUCCCAAAAGGCUUAUCCUUAUCUGCCUUCUCCGAUGGUUAUGAUGAUGGGCUCAAAGAAGGAGACAACCACGACCAUUUCUGGUCUGAGCUUAGAAUUCGCGGUUCCAAAGACAAGGCAGAACUCAUCAAGGCCGGUGACGAAGAAGGCUACCCAAUAUUUUGUUUGGCUUACAAUAUGAAUCAACCGUGGGCUGCUGAAGUUGCUCUUGCCCAUCACAUCCCAUCCGCACUUCUGUGGAUUAAACCAGUCAUGGUUUUUGAUAUCUACCACUAUUACUUCAAUGGCUACGGUGAUGCCAUUAGAAAAAAUGGCAAUGACCCUUUAAGUUUUAUUCAGUUACCAGGUUUGCCAUUGCUCGCUAACUGUGAUCUUCCCUCCUUUCUGGUCCCUCCACAUUCCGACAAAUACAGUUGGGCAAUUCCAGAAUUUAAAGAGCAGCUUGAAGUGCUUAAUGCCGAAACCAACCCAAAAAUACUAGUGAACACAUUUGAAGCAAUAGAGCUAGAUGCCUUAAGAGCUAUGGAAAAACACAAUUUGAUCCCAAUAGGACCUUUAAUAAUACAUUUUGAUGCUUCCUUUAGAGGAUACCUCUUUUAA